AUGGGUGUCGUGGCUAGUGCAAAGAGUGACGUGGCGACUGCAAACGGUGAUGUGGUGGCGGGGGUGAGAGAAGCGGGGGAAGGUGCAGCAGCAGACGAGGGCGUGUUCAGUGGUUUCGGUGGCGACGCGCGAUACUUCAAGAGGCUGGGGGGUGGCAGCAACGCGUCAUCAUGCAGCAGUGCAGACAGCGUGGAGGGGCUUUCCACGGUUCUCCCUACCGAGCUCUCUGGGAAGCUGCGCAUCCUCCUUGUAAGUACAGGCGACAGCUCGUGUUUGCUGCAGGUAUGUUCCCCCCCCCCUCCCGCCGCGAUUACGCCUUCCUCGCCUGCGGAUACCACCGCCGCGAGCGCAACGCCGCUGUCCCCUCCUCCCCCCCGCCGCGACCCCCUGUCGCCGCCUCCCCCUCUCGCCGCCGCGCCUGAUUCGGCGCCGCCUGCGCAUCCCGCCGCCGCGACGCCUCGUCGCCGCCUGCCCGUCCCUCCGCCGCGACGUCACGUCGCCGCGUUCCCGCCGCCGCGCCUGCUACGGCGCCGCCUGCGCAUCCUGCCGCCGCGACGCCUCGUCGCCGCCUGCCCGUCCCUCCGCCGCGACGUCUCGUCGUCGCGUUCCCGCCGCCGCGCCUGCUUCAGCGCCGCCUGCGCAUCCUGCCGCCGCGACGCCUCGUCGCCGCCUGCCCGUCCCUCCGCCGCGACAUUCAGCCGCAACUGCACCCUCCCUUCCUCCUCUCCCUACUCCUCUCCCCCCCCCCUCCCCCUCCCCCUGCGCCCCUCGUUGCCGCGGCCUGCCUGCCGCCGCCGUCCCUCGUUUCGCCGCCGCAGCCAUUUCCCCGCCGCCUUCACCUUUCCGCCGCCGCAACCUGCUUGCAGCCGCCGCUCUCAACAUCGCCGCCGCGGCCCUUCCGCUGUCGCCUGCGCCCUUCGUCGUCGCGGCCUGCUUGCCGCCUCCGCCCCCGACUUUGCCACCGCCUCCCCUUCCCGCCGCCGCACGUUCGCACAGCCGCCUGCGCCCUUGUCACCGUCGCUCCCUGCACCUUGA
This is a messenger RNA of Closterium sp. Naga37s-1, 1035 nucleotides long. Lineage: Eukaryota; Viridiplantae; Streptophyta; Zygnematophyceae; Desmidiales; Closteriaceae. The record is from the annotation of a GenBank genome assembly.